AUGACGGACGCAAGUAAUGUUGAUGAUGCUGAAAUAGCCCGUCAAGAGGCAAUUAAUAAUAAAAUGAUGGAAGCGGCAGAAAAAGUAAUGAAUGCCAACCUUCCCAAGCUAGCUCAAGAAGUUGAGAGCCGAGUUUUAGGGAUUGUUGACGAGAUGAUGGCUAGCAAGAUUGAGGAGCUAAAGGAAAUGAUUGAAGGAUCCAGAACUAAAAGUAAGGAACGAAGGUGUACAUAUAAGGAUUUUAUGGCGUGUAAUCCCUUUUCAUAUAAAGGAGAGGUGGAUCCAAUAAAGUGUCAAAGAUGGAUAGCCAACGUUGAAGCUGUGUUUGUGCGUAGUCGAUGUGAGAAGGAAGAUCAAGUAAUGUUUGCUACGGGUCAACUUCAGCAACAAGCAAAGGAUUGGUGGGAUACUAAAUGUAAAGAGAUAGGGGAAGAAAGACUCGAAACCUUAACAUGGCAAGAGUUCAAAGAGCUGUUCCUAAAACAUCAUUGCCCACAGUCGGCAAUUGAUAGAAUACAAGAUGAGUUCUUGCAUCUUCGUCAACAGAAUGAGUCUAUUGAUGAAAUUACCAAUAUAUUCUAUGAUAAGUUGAAGUUCUGUGAUGAUUUCGUCAAAUCUGAAAGGAUGAAGAUCAAUCGGUACUAUGGAAUGUUGAAGGCUGAGUAUAGGGAGUUCAUUACUCCUUCAAAGUGUGAAACUUUGGGUGAACUCAUCAAUUUAGCCCGGGAUAGGGAAAUAGAACUGAAGCGACAAGUGGAAAGAGGAGAGAAAAGAGUUGCUGAAAAGCCAUCAGCUACGAGUCCAUCCAAGAAGCCUAAGCAACACGACACUAGAAGUAAAGGAGGAUCGAAAAGUGGUAUUACCCCUUGCAAAACUUGUGGAAAGCUUCACACCGGAGAAUGCUUAAUGGCAAAGAAGGGGUGUUAUAACUGUGGACAGGAGGGACAUUCUUACUUUAAGUGCCCUAGUCCCGUGAGGACGUGUUUCAAUUGUUUCACUCCCGGUCAUGUAAAAGCUGAUUGUCCAAAGCUUAAACAACAAGGACAGAAGGAUGAAAAGAAGAAUGAAAAUCAGAAGGCUCGGGGAAGAAUGUUUCAGAUUACCACCGAGGAAGCUAAGGCCUCACCGAAUGUCGUGUCAGGUAUUUUCUUAAUCAACCAAAUACCUGUGAAUGUGUUAUUCGAUUCUGGUGCUAGCAAAUCUUUCGUGUCAGACGAACUUAUGUGUUACCCCUCUUUUAGAAGGGAACGAAUGUCUGUACCCUUAGAAGUAGAAGUAGCGGAUAGUAAAAGUUAUUUGUUAUGUGAAAUUUGUAAGAACUGUAAGAUAACCAUAGAAAAUGAAGAAUUUGAAAUAGAUCUCAUUCCUAUGACUUUGGGGGAAUUCAAGGUGGUAGUCGGGAUGGAUUGGUUAUCCCGCUAUCACGCGGAAAUUCGAUGCGAGGCGAAAGUUAUUCAUGUAUUCUCACCUAGUGGGGCUCGAAUAAGCAUUUGUGGGGAAAGAAAGUUAGAAACAAAACUGUGCACGAUUGUCGAGGCGGUGAAGCACGCAAGAAACGAGGGAAAGGUUUACUUGGUUUAUGUAGUGGAUACAAGACAGAAGGUGCCUGAAAUUGGAAAAGUAGAAGUGGUGAAUGAAUAUGUGGAUGUGUUCCCGGAUGAGUUACCGGGAUUGCCACCUGAGCGAGAGGUGGAAUUCCGAAUCGAAUUAAACCCGGGUGCCAAGCCAGUGGCUAAAGCUCCUUAUAGAUUAGCUCCCACUGAGAUGCGAGAGCUAAUGACACAGAUACAGGAAUUACUCGAUAAGGGUUUCGUACGCCCGAGUGUGUCGCCUUGGGGAGCCCCGAUCGAUUUGCGUUCGGGGUAUCACCAACUUCGGGUACGGGAAGAAGAUGUUGCGAAAACUGCGUUCAGGACCCGAUACGGGCAUUACGAGUUUUUAGUAAUGCCAUUCGGACUGACUAACGCCCCGGCCGCUUUCAUGGAUUUGAUGAAUAGAGUAUGUCGGCCCAUGCUGGAUAAGUCUGUUAUAGUAUUUAUAGAUGAUAUCCUUGUGUACUCUCGCAGUAGAGCCGAACAUGCAAAUCAUUUGCGUGAAGUGUUAGAGAUUCUUCGGAAAGAGAAGUUAUACGCUAAGUUUUCCAAAUGUGCCUUCUGGCUUAGAGAGGUGCAAUUUCUUGGCCACGUCAUUAAUAAAGAUGGUGUUUUGGUAGACCCAACUAAAGUAGAGGCUGUUGUGAACUGGGUUCCUCCUAAGAACCCGAGUGAAGUGAGAAGUUUUCUGGGAUUGGCUGGGUAUUACCGAAGGUUUAUACAGGAUUUUUCCAAAAUAGCGUUGCCUUUAACCAGACUAACCAAGAAGAAUGAGAAGUUUGUGUGGGAAGUUGAGCAAGAGAAGGCAUUCCAAACCUUGAAGGAUAAGCUGUCUGACGCCCCAAUUCUAACCUUACCCGAAGGUUCAGAAGACUUGGUAGUAUAUACUGAUGCUUCACAUCAGGGCUUGGGGGCUGUUUUAAUGCAACGGGGUAAAGUGAUAGCAUAUUCUUCAAGGCAGCUUAAACCACAUGAAAGUAACUACCCAACACACGAUUUAGAAUUGGCUGCAGUAGUAUUCGCGUUGAAAUUGUGGCGACAUUAUUUGUACGGAAUUAAAAGUACCAUAUAUUCGGAUCACAAGAGUCUCAAGUAUUUCUUCGAACAAAAAGAAUUGAAUAUGAGACAACGAAGGUGGUUAGAAUUAAUUAAGGAUUAUGAUUGUGAAAUCCUUUAUCAUCCCGGGAAAGCCAAUGUUGUAGCAGAUGCGUUAAGCCGGAAGGAAUACCCAUCACCCAUACAAGUUAAGUCAAUGAAGAUGACUGUCACCCCUAAACUUUUGGAGGUAAUCAAAGAGGCUCAAAUGAAAUCCUUAAAUGGUGAUCCGAAGAAGGAAAGAAUGAAAGGCCUGAUUGGGGAAUCUGAAGAUGAAAUGCGAAAGCACUACCCAUCUCUUUUUGGUACGUAUUAA
Helianthus annuus (common sunflower) is the source of this 3003-nucleotide messenger RNA. RefSeq lists its product as uncharacterized. Gene Ontology annotation, molecular function: nucleic acid binding; aspartic-type endopeptidase activity; zinc ion binding. The record is from RefSeq and is a predicted model, not a curated record. NCBI's taxonomy places the organism in Eukaryota, Viridiplantae, Streptophyta, Magnoliopsida, Asterales, Asteraceae. Gene Ontology annotation, biological process: proteolysis. Bases 1 to 3003 code for a protein of 1000 amino acids. The transcript is spliced from 2 exons.